Molecule: messenger RNA, 3966 nt
Organism: Musa acuminata AAA Group (dessert banana)
Lineage: Eukaryota; Viridiplantae; Streptophyta; Magnoliopsida; Zingiberales; Musaceae
Product: protein argonaute PNH1
Exons: 23
Coding region: 816-3752 (978 amino acids)
Biological process (GO): regulatory ncRNA-mediated post-transcriptional gene silencing
Cellular component (GO): cytoplasm
Molecular function (GO): RNA endonuclease activity; protein binding; RNA binding
Source: RefSeq, a predicted model, not a curated record
UAAAAGUAUAUUUACAUCAACUCAUCGCGCAUGCUAUGGUAACGUAUGGUCAUAGCUUUGGUAUGCUUACAAAAGCAAAGACGCGCACUUUAUGACCUACACUGCUCUUCGUCUCCCUCGUCGCGCAUGCUUCCCGAGCGGUCUUCGCUCCUCCGUCCCACGCACAUUCUCUGCAAUCGCUGCGUCGGUAUGGACGCCCCCAUAUCUUCCUCGCCUUGGUUCUUUGUCUAGCUCUCAACCCUAGACGACGCACCAGAGGGCCACGGACAGAGGGGGGAGGAAAGAAGGAAGGCGCGCACCGGCAAAAGAGCACGUACCUGUGUCGAGAAAGGAGAUCGGAAAGCCCUUCUUGCUUUUGGCGACGGAUGGGGUGUGCCUUAUUAUAAUCCCACCGCGCGAGUCGGCAAGCGUGGAGGCGAGCUUAUAAAAAUACGCGACCAAGGAGGAGGUUGCUUCUUGCAAUCGCACGCUCCCACCUCAAAAGACCUCGCCCUUUCUUUAUCGGUGGUGCAGUCGCAGUCGCAGUCGCAGUCGCAGCAGCAGCAGCAGCAGUGGAGGGUGAGAGAUCCGGUCGCAGCCAGCAGCUACCGGCGUUACAUGAAUGGAGCUUUGCCCUGUGGCCAUGUCUGUAAUGCUCUGAACGAAGAAGCCUUUUAUGGGGUUUAGACGAGAGAGGGGGUUGGGUUGUUUGUUCAGCUGAUGCAAACAGUCCCAUGGCCUGUGGAAGCUGAGCUUACCUUUGCCUUUCGCUGUCUUUCUGCUGGUGCGCCCCUCGGAAGGCUCGAUAAAUACAUGUGGGUUCAUACUGGCUUGCAAUGUUAGCUGAUGUAGAGAGACGAGGUGCUUGCUUCUGUCCUUCGCCGUCGCCGUACACCGCCCCGAUGCCCAGCCGGCAGAUGACGAGUGCACUCAAGGGCGAGAAGCACAUUGUCUCGAAGAAGCCUCUGCACAACAGCGUGAACCAGCAGAAUCUCGACAACGGAUGCCAGCCACAGGAAGUGAAGAGCAUGGGCCGCCGUCGGGGGAGAGCGAGAGGCAAGGCCGCGGGGCGGCAGGUGAAGUUGGAAGCGGAAGCCGGACUCGAAAAAGUUGCUCCUCCUGUGUCAAGCAAGGGCAUUGUUUUCUGCCGGCGGCCAGGAUUUGGACAGGAAGGCACCAGGUGCAUUGUUAAGGCCAAUCAUUUCCUUGCCGAGUUGCCUGAUAAGGAUUUAAAUCAAUAUGAUGUGACAAUUAUACCGGAAGUAAGUUGUAGGAGUAUGAACAGGGCUAUUAUUGCAGAAUUGGUGAGACUGUAUAGGGAGACCGAGUUGGGAACGAGGCUUCCGGCUUAUGAUGGAAGGAAGAGUCUUUAUACAGCAGGGAGUUUGCCCUUUAACUCGAAGGAGUUCAUCAUAAGGCUCGUGGAGGAUGAUGAUGGAAUGGGGGUUACUAGAGAAAAGGAGUACAGAGUUGGGAUCAAGUUUGUAGCCCGUGCCGACCUUCACCAUUUGCGCCAGUUUAUAGCUGGACAGCAGACUGAUGCUCCCCGGGAAGCCCUUCAGGUUCUUGAUAUUGUUCUGAGGGAAUUAUCAAAUCAAAGGUACAUAUCCGUCGGAAGAUGCUUUUAUUCUCCAGAUAUCAGAAAACCACAACGGCUGGGUGAUGGCUUGCAGUCAUGGUGUGGAUUCUACCAGAGUAUCAGACCAACCCAGAUGGGCCUCUCACUCAAUAUCGAUCUGUCAUCCACUGCUUUCAUCGAUCCUCUUCCUGUGAUUGAGUUUGUAGCUCAGGUCCUAGGCAAAGAUGUAUUGUCUAGACCAUUAUCAGAUGCUGAUCGUAUAAAGAUCAAGAAGGCCUUGAGAGGUGUCAAAGUUGAGGUCACACACAGGGGAAAUGUGCGGAGGAAAUAUCGAGUUUCAGGCCUAACGUCACAACCUACACAUGAACUGAUCUUCCCAAUUGAUGAUCAGAUGAAUAUGAAAUCCGUGGUCGAAUACUUCAAAGAGAUGUAUGGGUUUACAAUUCAGUAUGCUCAUCUUCCUUGCCUUCAGGUAGGAAAUCAGAAGAAGGCAAAUUAUCUUCCAAUGGAGGUGAGAUUGGUCAAGCAUAACAAAUUUCUUAAUCAAGUUAUUUCAGAUCUGAUUUUAUGUUACGUACAGGCUUGCAAGAUAGUUGAGGGACAGAGAUAUACAAAGAGGCUGAAUGAGAAGCAAAUUACUUCCUUGCUAAAAGUUACAUGCCAGAGACCCAGAGAUCAAGAAAUUGAUAUUUUGCAGACAGUUCGUCAAAAUGCUUAUGGGCAUGAUCCCUAUGCAAAGGAGUUUGGAAUCAACAUCAGUGAGAAGCUAACCUCAGUGGAAGCUCGAGUACUUCCUGCUCCAUGGCUCAAGUAUAAUGACACUGGGAAGGAAAAAGAGUGCCUGCCUCAAGUUGGUCAGUGGAAUAUGAUGAAUAAGAAAGUGAUCAAUGGAUGCACAGUAAAUUACUGGGCCUGCAUUAACUUUUCUCGGAGUGUUCAGGAAAAUACUGCUCGUAGUUUUUGUCAGGAGCUAGCACAGAUGUGCCAAGUAUCUGGCAUGGAAUUUGACCAUGAACCAGUUAUCCCAAUAUAUUCUGCAAGGCCAGACCAAGUGGAGAAGGCCUUAAGGCAUGUAUAUAAUGCAGCAACCAACAAACUGAAGGGAAAAGAGCUAGAGCUUCUUAUAGCCAUCCUCCCUGAUAAUAAUGGUUCUUUAUACGGUGAUCUUAAACGAAUAUGUGAAACUGAUUUGGGGUUGAUCUCCCAGUGCUGCCUCACAAAGCAUGUAUUUAAGAUCAGCAAACAAUACCUUGCAAAUGUCUCACUCAAAAUAAAUGUCAAGAUGGGAGGAAGAAACACUGUGCUAUUAGAUGCCAUAAGUUGGAGAAUUCCUUUGGUCAGUGAUAUACCAACUAUCAUUUUUGGAGCAGAUGUAACACAUCCUGAGACUGGAGAAGAUUCUAGUCCAUCUAUUGCUGCUGUUGUUGCCUCUCAGGACUGGCCCGAAGUUACAAAGUAUGCUGGACUGGUCUGUGCUCAAGCACAUCGACAAGAACUCAUUCAGGAUCUUUUCAAGACAUGGCAUGAUCCUCAACGGGGUACAGUCACAGGAGGCAUGAUCAGGGAACUACUGAUAUCUUUCCGGAAGGCAACAGGACAAAAGCCAUUGAGGAUAAUCUUCUAUAGGGAUGGUGUUAGUGAAGGGCAGUUCUAUCAAGUCUUGCUAUAUGAACUAGAUGCUAUUCGCAAGGCAUGCGCAUCCUUAGAACCAAAUUACCAGCCUCCUGUGACAUUUGUGGUGGUGCAAAAACGCCAUCAUACGAGAUUAUUUGCAAACAAUCACAAAGACAGAAGUAGCACAGACAAGAGUGGAAAUAUCCUACCCGGAACUGUGGUUGAUACUAAGAUAUGUCAUCCUGCUGAGUUUGACUUCUACCUAUGCAGUCAUGCAGGAAUACAGGGUACUAGUCGACCAGCCCACUACCAUGUUCUAUGGGAUGAGAACAAUUUUACGGCAGAUGAAAUGCAGACGCUGACAAACAAUCUCUGUUACACAUAUGCUCGGUGCACCCGGUCUGUUUCUAUUGUGCCACCUGCAUAUUAUGCUCAUCUAGCUGCCUUCCGAGCUCGGUUCUACAUGGAUCCAGAGGUAUCCGAGAAUGCAUCACGCAGCAUGCACCAGACAGAUGGAUCCUCUGUGAAGCCCCUGCCUGCCCUUAAAGACAAGGUGAAGAGGGUGAUGUUCUACUGCUAGAAGGGAGGGAGGAGCAGCAAAGAAAUUACUUUGUAAAUCCAUGUUAUGUUUAUACUAUAGAGAGGCAGCUUCAGUUUUCCAGCAUGCUGGUUCCCAAACUAAGCCUUGCAGCCUUGUUGGGAACUGAAUUCUUGGUGUUGUAUACUAGCUAUUUCAGGAAAUGUGAUACAUGACUGAUGAUAUGCCAAUGUUGUGUUCUAUGUUUGAGCUUCCA